This is a messenger RNA of Anisakis simplex (herring worm), 252 nucleotides long. The record is from the annotation of a GenBank genome assembly. NCBI's taxonomy places the organism in Eukaryota, Metazoa, Nematoda, Chromadorea, Rhabditida, Anisakidae.
AUGCUGAUGAGCGUUGUUGACCUGGGAAAGUUGAUGCUGAUAUCAAACAAGAAGGAUUUCUCAAUAUAUGACAGUACAAAACGACCAGAAUCACUCAAAUAUCCUGAAUCAUUCAAAGCGUCACUGGUGCAGGCGGCUAGUGCAGAACGCAAGGCAUUCGACUCGGCAAACCGAACUGUGCGCAUCAUUGGCAAUGAUGCGCGUAGAAUUCCUGUGAUUUUCAGGAACGUUUUCCGCAUUAUUGAAAAUCCG